AUGCACUCACGAUCGGAGGCCAACCUGGGAACCCAGGGCGAAGCUUCAAAUUCCAGGCAGAUCCUCUUCCAGCGCAGCAUCAAACCCUCACUGUCCAACCCACAGUCCACCAUCAGAUCCAAAGCUCCCACCCAUGGACCACCAGGUUCUUUGAGUUUCACCCACAGCUCACCCCCCUACGAUCCUGAUUUCCCACAAAGUCCAGCAGCAGCACCCAGACCACGACCAGUCAUCCCACGCACCAACUCAAGCCGCUUCUACGACCCCUUCUCCUCACCCUCAAAGCCUCCCCCGCCUCUCCGCCGGAUCUCUUUCCCCGCGCUCACUUGCUCCAGCAGCAAUCUGACCAGGAAAUCCUCGCUUCCUUCGCGCCGCAAGCCUUCUCUCAGCAGCACGUCCACCUCGCUCUCCAGACCGCGCCCCCAUCUACUCUCCCGCCUCGCAUCGUCCAUCUCCUCUAUCGGCAGCAAGAUCUUUACCACCAAGAAAUCACCUGAGCGAGGAAGAUAUGGGGGAGACGCAGGAGAACCAGAGGAGGAGCUGGAAGUCGACGAGGAGCUCAGCUCCCUACACCUUGAGCUCCCAACCAGCAUUAGCCGAGACAGGAGCGAGAUCGAUUACCUGCGGCGCAUGGAACGGGAGGCCAUCGCGGCGCAGAAGGCGCAGAGACUGAGGCGCACGAAAGACAUGAAGCGGACGUACGCGACGCCGAGUCGGCGGACGUCGGCGAUUCCUAAGAGCACGCUGAUUGGGAAGAGCAGCAACAAGAGCUUUGAUGCGGGACGGGGUGUGGAGGAGGGUGGCAGGGCGAAUGUGCCAGGAGGUGGCAUUUCGUCGGAGUUGAAAGGUCGGGGCUUGAGGGUCUGA
Molecule: messenger RNA, 867 nt
Organism: Drepanopeziza brunnea f. sp. 'multigermtubi' MB_m1
Lineage: Eukaryota; Fungi; Ascomycota; Leotiomycetes; Helotiales; Drepanopezizaceae
Source: RefSeq, a predicted model, not a curated record